Hirundo rustica (Barn swallow) is the source of this 1239-nucleotide messenger RNA. RefSeq names its product carboxymethylenebutenolidase homolog (gene CMBL). The record is from RefSeq and is a predicted model, not a curated record. The transcript is spliced from 6 exons. Gene Ontology annotation, molecular function: hydrolase activity. The coding region runs from base 183 to 920 and encodes 245 amino acids. NCBI's taxonomy places the organism in Eukaryota, Metazoa, Chordata, Aves, Passeriformes, Hirundinidae.
GCACAGAGAUAAAGGCAGGGCCUUAUGUAACUCUCUUUGAAAGGAACCUGAUCCCUGCGCUCACCCCUCCCGUGUUGUGUUGGCGCUUUGCUCGGGGAUCCAAUCCAGCCGCAGCCGUCCAGGCUGAGCUCCCGCAUCCUGCUUCUACUGCCCCGCACACUCGCAGCGCUGCAGUAUCAGCCAUGGCCAAUGAAUCGAGGCCCUGCCCGUGUGAUAUUGGAGACAGGUUUGACUAUGGAGGCCGGGGGCAGGAGGUACAAGUUGGGCACAUCAAGGCCUACGUCUGCAAACCUUCUGCCAGCACCGACAAAGCCGUGAUUGUGAUUCACGACAUAUUUGGAUGGCAGCUCCCAAACACCAGAUACAUUGCUGAUAUGCUAACAACUAACGGAUACACAGCCAUCUGCCCAGAUUUUUUUGUGGGACAAGAAGCUUGGAAGCCUUCUAAUGACUGGGCAUCUUUCAAUGACUGGGUGAAAACACGAGAUGCCGGCAAAAUAGACAAAGAAGUUGAUGUCGUCCUCAAGUAUCUAAAGGACCAAUGUGGUGCAAAGAAGAUUGGUGUCAUUGGGUUUUGCUGGGGUGGAGCAGCAGUGCAACAUCUGAUGCUGAAAAAUCCGCAUUUAAAGACCGGAGUGUCCCUCUAUGGAGUGAUCAGCCGUUUUGAGGACAAACACAGUUUGCUGCAUCCUACCUUCUUCAUUUUUGGUGAGAAGGAUGACAUUAUUCCAUUGGAGCAGGUCACCUUACUGGAGCAGAAGCUUAAACAAAACUGUAAAGUUGAUUAUGAAGUUAAAAUUUACCCUGGACAGACGCAUGGGUUUGUGCAUCGCAAAAGAGAAGAUAUCAAUCCUCAAGAUAAACCUUAUAUUGAGGAAGGAAGAAAGGAUAUGAUCAACUGGCUGAAUAAAUAUCUUUAGAUUAAAUUGAUGCCAAUAAACAAAAUCUGUUGUUGUAGGAAAUCAGAAAAUAGUAUGGACUAUAUUGCUUAAAAGGUUCUUACAACCUUAAAAUAUUUUGUAAAACUCUUCUGCAAUAACACUACUUAUUUGCACUUACCUUCUAAGUAGGGGCUUAGAAAGGGCUUUUCAAAUGCUGAAAGUUACAAAUGUAAAGGUUUUUAACACUGGUCUUGCAUAUCUUAAAACCAUUAGAAUUUCAUGUGGCAUAUUUUCUGGCAUCUGAAAGUUUAAGUUUUUAUAUCAAUGUCAACAUGAUUAAAAAUCAUUGAAACUCUGA